UAUGAAAAAUGAAAAUUGGAUUUAUCAAACGGGACGCGUAUACCCAAUGCUAUAUGAUGUGAUUUCGUAAUGACCGUGAGUUGUUUAAAAACAAGUCGAAGAGCGUGUUGGAAAGUGGCUUAUAGUUCAAGAUUCCGGAGAAUGUCAGGUUUCUACAAGGUGGGAAAAAAUAUCUUAUACACAAAUUAUUGGCUUCUAGAAGGAAGAAAUUAAUUAAUGAGGGGUGUCCAUGCCGAGUGUCAAGAAAAAUCAACUGGAUGAUCUUAAGAGCGCGAGAAGAAAAUUUUCAGGACCAGUUGUGUGGAAUACAACGAAAGUUAUUAUAUAGUCGAGGCUGCAAAAGUGACACGUUUGUGCUUGAAAAUGUCAUCAAAUACGUGUACCAUGAUAAUGUCAGGACUGAUUCUAUUGGUAUUAGCAAUAGUAUCGUUUAGGGAAGUGCAAGGCCACGUUGCCUUGACUUUUCCACGAGCCAGGAAGUAUGACUUGGAUUUUUUGGACAAUGCUAGAACACCUGGCCCAUGUGGAAUGCCUCGUGGUGAUAUUAAAACUACUUUAUUAUCUGGGAGUAACUUCAACGUCACAUGGCAUCUAGCUUAUCCUCAUCGAGGUGGAUUUCGACUGCAAAUCUUGGAUGCUCUCGAUAGACCAUUAAUUGAUUUAACUCCUGUGACAAAAAAUAGUGAAUUCGUUGAAGAUGAUGCUACGGCACAGAGUUAUGCCGUGCAAUUACCUCAAAAUUUCACGUGUACAGAUUGCACAAUUCGGCUUCUUCGAGAAGCUGAGGAAUGGGGUUCGAGUUACAGAUUUUGGUCUUGUGCAGAUAUUGAUAUCAUUGACAGAAAGACAUACAGAGAAGAUUGCAGCGGUCAUGGUCGAUAUCUAUUAGGUCGAUGUAGAUGUGAUAGACUAUAUCACGGCACAAGGUGUGAAUUUAAGGAGGAAUGUCUGGACGAUUCAGAUUGCGGUAUUCAGGGCACGUGCAUUAACAAUGGCGGCACAACCGCGCCCACCAAGCAUUGCUACUGCAACAUCGGUUGGUUCGGGCCGGGUUGUGCAAAAAGAUCUCCAAUUAAAACCAUAGAUGUAGAAUUGGAUAUUUAUACUAUGAAGAAGUUUUCUGACAAUUUUACGUUUUAUUGGCGUAUAUUAAAAGAAAGCAAAGAACUUGAAGGCAUUAUGGUAGUAAAUAGUACAAAUUGGGUCGGUAUUGGAUGGCGACCAAGUAAUUUGAUGCCAAUUUGUCGUUCUUUUCCUAAUAUUCAAGAACAUCCAAAAGCUGAACCGCUUCCACAGCCAGAACCAAAAGCAGAACCAGAACCAAAAACUGAAUCCAAACGAGAACCUGAAUCAGAACCUAAAUCUGAACCUAAACCUGAACCUGAACCUGAACCUGAACCUGAACCUGAACCUGAACCUGAACCUGAACCUGAACCUGAAUCUGGAACUGAAAGAUCUGGUACUAGAAGAAGAUCAGCUAAAGUUCAUGAUAUUGCUUCUUUGGCUUCAACUCUUCAACCUGAUACCGAUGUCACAGUGCAAACUAGUGUGACAUAUCGUGUCAGUACGAAGCAAGGACGCAAGAAAAGAUCACCAGAAUCUACAGGAAUUUCUGCAAACGGGGAACUCGUCGCCGAGCCGAGCACUGUUGACAACACGAACAUUACGUCUGAACUUAUAUCAGAACCAGAACCUAAAUCUGAGCCUGAACCCAGCCCAGAAUUAGAGCCGAAAUUCAAAUUGAAAUCAACUUCAGUGCCUCAAUCAACAUUUGAACCAGAAUUCAAAUCUGAAUUAGAAUCCAAUUCUGAACCUGAACCAGAACCCAGCUCUGAACCUGAACCAGAACCCAGCUCUGAAUCUGAACCAGAACCUAGCUCUGAACCUGAACCAGAACCCAGCUCUGCCGAACCAGAACCCAGCUCUGAGCCCGAACCAGAACCCAGCUCUGAGCCCGAACCCGAACCCAAUCCUGAACCCGAAGCCGAACCUGAACCCAAUCCUGAACCCGAACCUGAACCCAAUCCUGAACCCGAACCGAACCCAAAUGAACCAGAACCGGAGCCGAAAUCUGAACCAGAACCGAAGUCUGAACCGGAACCCAGUUCCGAACCAGAGCCAAGGUCUGAACAGGAACCUAAGUCAGAACCGGAACCAAGUUCUGAACCGACUUCGGAACCGAUUUCGAGUCUCAAAUCGAGCGCAACGAAAGCUAUCCUACCUGAAACGCACAAGUAUACGCCAAAACAUGAUUUCAACCCUAUGGACUGCACCGACAUUAUAAUAGGAUCUGCACGAGGUAAUAGUCACAGGAUUGGUGACUAUUAUACUAGAGAUAGAUCUACACCAAGAAAAGAUGAAUAUUGGGGUGGAAGAGAUACAUUAACUGCUGCAAUGGGCUUUGAACGCAAUGGCGUUACAACGAUACUUUUUAGAAGAAAAUUGGCAACAAAUGAACCAACUGACUAUGAAAUUAUUGAUGGUAAUAUGCAAGUGAUAUGGGCUAAGGGACAAGAACCUGGAAAAUAUAUUCAUCAUCCACCGAGUGGCAUUGAAAAAGCCAAAAUUAGUGUGAAAGACUUUUACAAGGCUGACGAACUUAAAUAUCAUGGACAUGGAGAACAAAGAGGAACGGUGACGCUUAAUUUUUUUGACGAAAAGAAGAAACAAGAAAUGAUAAAUGAAGGUGGUGUACCAAUGCCAAUUUCAAAUUGCAACGGUGAGUGGCAUUAUCCGAGACAUUGUUCACCUAUAAAUGGUACUUGUGAAUACUCCAUUCAAUGGACAUACAAAGAACGAAAGGAUCAAUUAUCAUUUGUUAUUUCCACAACUAAUACAAAUGUUUGGACUGGUGUUGGAUUCUCUGAUGAUGAUAAAAUGUCACAAACAGACGCAAUAUUGGGUUUUGAUGAAAAGUCGGGUCGAGCUUUUCUCAUGGAUACUUGGAUCAGCGGAUAUAAUGCUCCGUUGCUCGAUCCAUCUCAAGAUAUUUAUAACACGGGCGGUAGUAAAGUGGAUGGUGUAACGACACUCAAAUUCUCAAGGAAACGAAUAACAAAGGACAAUAGAGAUCUUUCUUUCACAGAUGAUCACUGCUUAUAUAUGAUGUACCCAGUCAAGGGUGGUAUUUUCAAUGCUGUCAGCAAGAAAAUACGUAAACAUGACGCCGUGCCUAUUGUCUCUGCUGAAAGGAUAUGCAUAAAAUCUUGUGGUCUUGAAGAACUUGAAGAUCUUACGACACCAGCACCUCCAAGGUUAUAUUAUGAUGUGGAAGUAAAACUUGUAAAUUUGGGUGAUGGUUUUACGGCGCCUAUUCCGGGUAGUUCAGAUUUUGAAGUUAUUUCAAAUACGAUAUCUGAUAGUUUUGGUCCAGUUCUUAACAAAUUACCAGGCUAUUAUCAAAUUCGUCUUGUUGAGUUACAGAAGGAUGAUGAGCAAAAUGGUAUUAUUGCACAUAUGGAUUUAAUCUUAGAUAAAAAUGAAAUCAAAGGUAGAUCGUUGAAACCUAUAGAUACAAGCGCAGCUGCAGAAAAAGCAUUAAAAGAAGCUCUCAUUACUGGAAAAGUCGGUGCAUUAAGUGUAGAUCCACAAUAUUUGUUUAUUAGAGCUCCUCGAGUAAAUGAUAUAGGUGGAGGAGAUGCGAAUGAAGAAUCGUCAAUCACAUCGAAUCUAUUUCUCGAUUCGACAAAACUAUAUAUCAUUAUCGGAUGUGUUGCUGCCUUGCUUGCUCUUGUUCUACUGCAAGCAAGCUGUACUCUUUAUAGGUCGUCGAGAAAGCGAGCAACGAAGGAUCGUUUGAUCGCCAAUAACGCUUGGAAGGACUACGCCUCAGGUGCGAACACAAAUUUUGCUUUCGAGGCGUUUGAGACAGAAGAAAAGGCUCCACCACUGCCAGUUUCCAGUUUACCUCGUCAUAGAGAAAUGACUGGAAACGGAAUUGGCACAGAUACCGUAGAAGGCCCUAAUAGGAUAGUAGGGCCACGAGCAACAUAUAGCUUACCACGUGCACCAGGUUCGAGGCACACAGCACCCAUUCAACCUGGUUAUUAUACACAAGAUCGCAGGGAUCAUUAUCAACGAUCGAAGAAUAACAUGCACAAUUUGACAAGCAGUGGUGUAUCCACUCAACCGAAUCAGCCUGAUUUUUAUUUCAUGCCCAGUCAACGUAAAUACAGUGGUGAAGUUGUACGUGUGUACGUGGAUUAUGGAAGUCAGGCGCCUAAAUAAUCGAAGAAAGCAUAUUAGAAUUUA
Messenger RNA from Apis florea (little honeybee), 4251 nucleotides. RefSeq names its product DOMON-like domain-containing protein nahoda (gene nahoda). NCBI's taxonomy places the organism in Eukaryota, Metazoa, Arthropoda, Insecta, Hymenoptera, Apidae. The record is from RefSeq and is a predicted model, not a curated record.